AUAACAGCCCCAGCAGUAUAUUAAACUAUUUUAAUAAUUAAAAUUUCCGUUUGGUUUAUUUAGUCAAAAUGGAAUCUUUACAAUGCCAACUCUGGUGAACCAAAUGUCAUACGAAAGAGACCGAACAAAUCGGCAAAAUUUCUUUCCUAGCGCGUGUAAAACUUUUCUGCUUUUGUUUAAUUAAAUCAUAAUAAACCAAACUGAAGUUGUUGAGAAAUUAACUUCAUUUAGUUGGUAUAUAAUUUGGAAGGCGCUCCUGUCCAAAUUUAGUCUACUGAGAGAACUGCUUGGUGUAGGAAACGGUGAUCAGCCAGCUGACAACCAGCCUCAAAUUAGAGCUAAAAAGGUACGGCGCGACUAAUGCUAGAAAGCACUAGCAAAUUGACGACGUUAGAUAAACUAUUUCAAUAAACCGUCUCUUAUAAUAAACAAAACCACAAUUUAAAAAAAAGCCGCAUCAUGAAUAUCCGUUGUGCUAAACCUGAUGAUUUGAUGAGUAUGCAGCAUUGUAAUUUGCUAUGCCUUCCUGAAAAUUAUCAAAUGAAAUAUUACUUUUACCAUGGUUUGACUUGGCCCCAACUUAGUUAUGUUGCUGAAGAUGACAAGGGAAAUAUAGUAGGAUAUGUGCUGGCAAAAAUGGAAGAACCAGAACCAGGUGAGGAAAGCAAGCACGGCCACAUCACAUCUUUGGCGGUUAAACGCUCAUACCGUCGCCUUGGCUUAGCACAAAAGCUAAUGAAUCAAGCAUCACAAGCUAUGGUAGAGUGUUUCGAUGCCCAGUACGUUUCUUUGCAUGUGCGUAAAAGCAAUCGUGCCGCACUUAAUCUGUAUACUGAUUCGUUAAAAUUCAAAAUAAUUGAAAUCGAACCAAAAUAUUAUGCCGACGGCGAAGAUGCUUACGCAAUGCGUCGUGACUUAAGCGAGUUUGCGAAAAAGGAAAAUGAUGAUACAGCACAAAAUGCGAAAAACGGUGGAGAAAAGGACAAAAUCAACUAUAGACAUGCAGUUUCGCACGAUCACAGCGGUCAUGAUGGACAUUGCUGUUAAAGUGAAGGGAUGUUAGACUUUAAGUAUUCCUAUGUAUAUUGAAUAUAAUUUUAUAUUAACAUUUAUGUAUAUUUUUUUUGAAAAUUUUCUAAUUUUUAAAUAAAUAUGCGCAAAUCCUAAA
This is a messenger RNA of Ceratitis capitata (Mediterranean fruit fly), 1168 nucleotides long. RefSeq names its product N-alpha-acetyltransferase daf-31 (gene vnc). Gene Ontology annotation, cellular component: NatA complex. The coding region runs from base 460 to 1047 and encodes 195 amino acids. Lineage: Eukaryota; Metazoa; Arthropoda; Insecta; Diptera; Tephritidae. The record is from RefSeq and is a predicted model, not a curated record. Gene Ontology annotation, molecular function: protein N-terminal-serine acetyltransferase activity; protein-N-terminal-glutamate acetyltransferase activity. Gene Ontology annotation, biological process: N-terminal peptidyl-glutamic acid acetylation. The transcript has 2 exons.